This is a messenger RNA of Cryptomeria japonica (Japanese cedar), 2863 nucleotides long. Its product is annotated as disease resistance RPP13-like protein 4. The record is from RefSeq and is a predicted model, not a curated record. Gene Ontology annotation, biological process: defense response. Bases 73 to 2841 code for a protein of 922 amino acids. Gene Ontology annotation, molecular function: ADP binding; protein binding. The transcript is spliced from 2 exons. NCBI's taxonomy places the organism in Eukaryota, Viridiplantae, Streptophyta, Pinopsida, Cupressales, Cupressaceae.
GAAUUUUGAAUUGCAUUCAGCUAUUGUAUUUCAUAUCAGUUUUCUCAAUUCCAAGAAAACAAAGACGUGAAGAUGGUGUCUAUACUUGCAGAGGCUAUUGUUGGAAAACUUUGUGAGAUGGCCAUUAAACAAGCUGCUCAUGAGUUGAGCAUAGUGUGGAACUUCACUGAAGAUUUUGAGUGGCUGAAGAACCAAAUAGUGCAAAUCAAUUUUUUUCUAAGUGAAGCGGAUGAGAAGAACACUAGACAAAAGGAGUCUCUGAAAACAUGGCUUCAAAGAGUUCGCGACGUUGCCUGGGAGGCAGAGGACAUACUUCAAAUAUGUGCUGUGGAUUCUAUGGAUGCCACUAAUACUCAGUCAUGCACUUUGAUCUGUAAGCAAUUGAAUCUUCGCCAUAAAAUGAGCAGAAGAAUUCAAAAGGUCAAAGCCCGAAUGAGCUCUGUUAUUGCAGAUGGAAACCAGUUGAAUAUAGGUCAUACUGUGGUGUCUCACAUAGAAGCAGCAGAAUCAUCAAGUAGCUCCCAGAGACGACAGUUUAAGAGACUAAGUCUCCUGCCCAGCGAUUCAAAACCAGUGGGGAUACAGUCCAAGAUUGAAAGCAUGGUGAAUUUUCUAGAAAACCCCGAGCUUCAUGUCAUUGCAGUGGUUGGAAUGGGGGGGAUGGGUAAAACCUAUCUUCUUCAGCAUUUCUACGACGCGGAAAAGGGAAGGUAUGAGAAAUCUGCAUGGCUUUCAGUUUCUCAGUUCUAUUCUUUUUCCAAGCUGCUCAGUGACUUAGCCUUUGAAUUAGAUGAGAAUUUAAGUCGGAAAAUCAAGGAGAGUGGAGUAAGUGAAGAGGUAGCAGGAGAGGAGAUUCAGAGAUUUAUCCAAGGGAAGAGGUGCCUUAUUGUUUUAGAUGAUGUUUGGAGGGCUACUAGAGAAGGCGAUUUGCUAACUAGACUUGGUAUCCGAACUGGAGCUGACAGUCAAUGCAAAAUUUGUUGUUCAAAAUUCUACAAAAUUUUGGUUACCACAAGAAGUAGAGAGGUCGCAGUAAAUCUCAAUGCUCAGAUUUAUGAGAUAGAUCACUUGACAGAUGAAGAGUGUUGGAGGCUGUUUUGUGCUCAUGCAUUUCCUAGGACUGAGGGAAAUAGUGUGCCACAGCACCUGGAGAAGGUCGCUCGUGACAUAGAGAAGGAAUGUGGGAAAUUGCCACUUGCAAUCAAAACCACAGCAGCAUCUCUGGCGAACAGUACACUACCAAGGGACUGGCACUCCAAGCUUAACAAGCUGAAAAGGGUAAGCACUCCAAGCGAUCCUGUCUUGGAUAUUCUCAAGUUGAGUUAUGACACACUGCCUGCACAUUUAAAGGCUUGUUUUGCUUAUUUUUCCUUCUUUCCUGAGGAUGAGCAAAUAGAGUGCGAGUAUCUCAUGUAUCUAUGGAAUGGAGAAGGAUUCAUUCCGGGAGGAGAGAACCCGUGGGAAUGUUUAGACCUGCUUGCCAAUGUCUGUCUGGUUCAAGUGUGGGAAGAUAAAUGGAGUCUGAAAAAGUAUUGUCAACUUCACGAUUUACUGCUUGAUUUGGCAAUAUUUAUAUGUAGAGAAAAUAAAUGUGCAUUUGGUGUAGAUGAUGCCUUCCCCGAAUUGAAAUCAGAGAAUACAGGUGGUGGUCGGUGGUGUCGCCUAUUUUUGGCGAAGAAAGAUAUUGAUGAGCAUGCCAUUUCAAAGAGGCCGUCAGUUUCUCUCUCGCUUGUCCGCACACUGUCGCUGUCCUCCAAUACAAAAAUUGGAGGAAGGAUUCCGGCAAUGUUGUUUAGCGGUAUGAGAGUUCUUCGGGUUCUGGAUUUGAGCCACACAAAUAUCUCCACAUUGCCUGCUUGCAUUGGAAAGAUGAAAAUUUUAAAAGUGUUGAAUUUAAGAAAUACAAAGAUUAAGAAGUUACCGGAGUGUGUGAGACGUCUUAAGAGUCUCUCUUAUCUUGAUGUCUCUCAUUGCGGUGAAUUAGAGCAGCGUCAGCCACCCAAAUGGAUAAGUCAACUGAGAUGUCUUGAGCAUUUGGAAGGCCUAUUUGAGCGAAUGCCGAAGGUAAUAUCAAAGCUGGAAGUUUUGCGGACACUGCGAACAUCAUCAUCCGGUUUCUACUUGUCCUUGUCCAUGGAAAACGACGGUGUGUUAAGGUUAGAGGAUAUUGGCAAGAUGAGUAGGCUUGAGGAAAUAGCGUUCAAAGUUGAGCAUGAAUCACAGUUGAAGAGGAUGGCAGAAGGGAUCCUUGAACCGCUGGUGGAGAUGCGUCGGCUGUAUGUCACAAAUGCAACCCGUGGAAUGCAAGAUGCAUCAGAAUCGGAUCUUCCGCAGUUUCCGGAGAGAAUGAGUGUAAUGAGAGAUCUGGAACAUCUUGAACUAUGGAAGUUUGGAGUCCCAAGUUGGCUAUGUAGUUUGGAAAAUCUCAGGUCCCUCUCUUUAAACUAUUGUGUUUGCAGUAAUUACCCGGAAUUACAAGCAAUGCCCAAUCUAGUACUUUUACAGUUGGUGAACAACAAGAGGUGCAAAAAUUUGCCAAAGGCAUUUGGCAAGUCGGGAGGGUUUCCACUCCUCCGCUUCGUUUUGAUAGAUAGUUUUCCUGAAUUGGAGGAGUUUCCGGAAAUGGAGGAUGGAGCAAUGGUAUCUCUUGAGAAGUUGACUUUAGGCUAUUGUACCAACUUGAAUAAAAUUGGAGAGGGAUUGGAGCGACUGAAAAGACUCGAAGAGAUCAAGAUUGAGUUUUCAGGGACAAAUGAAUUAAAGGAGACCUUGAUGGAAGGUGGAAUAUAUUGGAAAAAAAUCAAAGCCAUCAAUUCUCAUAUAAAUAUUAACGUGAAAUGAUGUGGAAUGCCUCCGAUAUAGG